GUCGCUGCACGUGCUGAAGUUGCACCAGGUGAGAAGGUUGUUGGAAUUGACUUGGGCACAACCAACUCCGCUGUGGCUGCCAUGGAGGCUGGGACUCCCACCGUGAUCCCCAACGCAGAGGGAGCCCGAACUACGCCCAGCGUAGUGGCCUACUCCAAGAGCGGUGAGCUUUUGGUUGGGCAGAUUGCAAAGCGCCAGGAGGGGGCCUUGUUAUUGCUA
Messenger RNA from Durusdinium trenchii, 219 nucleotides. NCBI's taxonomy places the organism in Eukaryota, Dinophyceae, Suessiales, Symbiodiniaceae. The record is from the annotation of a GenBank genome assembly.